AUGGAUGAUCCAGAUUGUUCUGUUGGAGAAAUACGAUUUUCAUUAUUUUACCAGAAGGAUCGUCUUUCAAUUAUUAUUUUUAGGGCUCAGAAACUUGAUCCAUCAAUAAACGAAGCCAUGGUUCGAAUAUAUCUCGUACAGCCAGGAAGAAGAGUACUGAAAAAGAAAACAUCGGUAAAACCAGUUAUUGAUCAUUGUGUUGACUUUAGCGAAUCAAUUUUCAUCAAUAUAUCUCAAAGCAAAUUACAAAAAAGCAAUAUCCGGUUAAGUUUUGUCGCCAUAGAUUAUCAAAAUACCAAUAGUGUUGGACAUGUGACAAUCGGCCCAAGAACUAGCGGUAAAGAACUCGGCCAUUGGCAAAGGUUGCUCUUGCCUCAUGAUCGACCUAUUAUGAUGUCGCAUUAUAUUAAGCCUAAAAUUAGAACGCAAAAGCGAGAUUAA
Molecule: messenger RNA, 441 nt
Organism: Dracunculus medinensis (Guinea worm)
Lineage: Eukaryota; Metazoa; Nematoda; Chromadorea; Rhabditida; Dracunculidae
Source: the annotation of a GenBank genome assembly